Tarenaya hassleriana is the source of this 659-nucleotide messenger RNA. Its product is annotated as transcription elongation factor 1 homolog. The record is from RefSeq and is a predicted model, not a curated record. Gene Ontology annotation, molecular function: RNA polymerase II complex binding. Gene Ontology annotation, biological process: transcription elongation by RNA polymerase II. The transcript is spliced from 5 exons. Bases 125 to 451 code for a protein of 108 amino acids. Lineage: Eukaryota; Viridiplantae; Streptophyta; Magnoliopsida; Brassicales; Cleomaceae. Gene Ontology annotation, cellular component: transcription elongation factor complex.
AUUAAAUAAUUUCUUUGCCCCUUUCCAAUUCCCCCUAAUUUACCUCUUGGGUACAGUCUAGGGCUUCUGCAACGCUCCUCCAGGAGGCAUCGAUCUGCAAGUUACAGGGGAAGAAGCUUAAACCAUGGGAAAGAGGAAGUCAAGGGCAAAGCCUGCUCCUACAAAGCGGAUGGACAAGCUUGAUACAGUAUUCAGCUGUCCCUUCUGCAACCAUGGAACCAGUGUCGAAUGCCGGAUUGAUAUGAAGAACUUGAUCGGUGAAGCCUCUUGUAGAAUCUGUCAAGAAAGCUUUAGCACUACUGUCACAGCUCUGACCGAACCAAUAGACAUCUACAGCGAAUGGAUUGAUGAAUGUGAGAGGGUCAACACCAUUGAAGACGAAGUCGAGCAAGAAGAGGAAGAAGAGGAGGAAGAAGAUCACGUGCCUGUCAAGAGGAAGUACAACUAUUGAUCUCGUGUCUUUACCAAUGUCUUCUUGUAAGUAAAACCUUAGAUUCUCUUGGUGUUGCUUAUGUGUUAUAAAGGCGCAUCUCUGCUACCUGAUCUCUAUCCUGAUCUCUAUCCAUGUUAACAGUUAAAAACCACCACAUUUGUCUUAUGAUGUUGCUUGUAAAACCAAAACCUGUGUUUAAUGACUUAAUCUUAAAAAUGUCUCAUCA